AUGCUGACAAUAACUCAAGCUUUUGUAGUCCUGAUAAUUGUUUUGUUAAUUGUCGAGUUUUUCAGACUGCAAAAGGCAUGCAAGGAACUCCCUCCUGGACCAACUCCUCUCCCAUUGUUUGGAAGCUUGGUGCACAUGAACUUUCAGUUUCAUCGGGAUCUUCUGAUGGAGCUGGCAAAAAUUCAUGGCAACAUAUUCACCUUAUGGUUUGGAUGGACCCCAGUGAUCAUACUGAAUGGAUAUAAAGCAGUGAAGGAUGGCAUGACCACGCACCCUGAAGAUGUUUCUGGGAGGAUGUUGGCUCCUUUCUUCAGAGAAAUGGCCAAAGGAAAAGGUGUUAUACUGGCAAAUGGUCACUCCUGGAAGCAGCAGAGACGCUUUUGUAUAAUGACUCUUCGCAGUCUGGGAAUGGGGAAAAAAGUCCUGGAGUAUCGCGUGCAAGAGGAGGCCUCUCACCUGGUGGAGUUCUUUGCCAACCUGAAAGGAAGACCUGUGGAUCCUUAUUUCCGUCUUUUCCACUCUAUUUCAAAUGUAAUUUGUGCUCUGGUUUUUGGAUAUCACUUCUCUGAUGAGGACAAAACCUUCCAUGAACUGCUCAGUGCCACAGAGACCUUAUUCAAAUUUUUAGGCAGCUUUCUUCACCAGUUGUACGACAUCUUACCCUGGCUGAUGUGCUGUAUCCCUGGUCCUCAUAAGAAAGUACUAUCUUGCUAUGAUGUCCUGAGCUCUUUUGCAAGGAAGGAGGUCAGAAGACAUGUGGAGAGAGGGAUACCAGACGAACCACAGGAUUUCAUUGACUUUUACCUGGCUGAGGUGGAGAAAUCUAAAGAUGGGGUCAAGCCCAAGUAUGAUGAAGACAACUUGGUAUAUCUUAUAAAUGAUCUUUUCCUCGGUGGAUCAGAGACCUCAAGCACAACACUGUACUGGGGACUGCUCUAUAUGGUAGUGAAUCCAGAAAUCCAAGAGAAGGUGCAGAAGGAGCUGGAUGCUGUUUUGGGUACUUCCCAGUUAAUUUCCUAUGCGGAUCGGAGAAAGCUGCCUUAUACAAAUGCUGUGGUUCAUGAGAUCCAACGCUUCAGCAAUAUUGUCUUUGUCGGCAUGCCCAGAUUGUGUGUGAGGAACACAACAUUGCUAGGAUACCCCAUCAAAAAGGGCACCCCCAUUAUGCCAAAUAUAGCAUCUGUUCUGUAUGACCCUGAGCAAUGGGAGACACCUCGACAGUUCAACCCUGGCCAUUUUCUGGAUAAAGAAGGAAACUUCAUACCUCGAGAAGCCUUCUUACCGUUCUCAGCAGGGCACCGUGUGUGUUUGGGGGAGCAUCUAGCAAGGACCGAGCUCUUUAUUUUCUUUGCCAGCCUGCUGCGGGCAUUCACCUUCCGGCUCCCUGAGGGAGUGACGAAGAUCAACACAGAGCCCAUUUUUGGGGGCACGCUGCAGCCCCACCCGUACAGGGUUUGUGCCAUUCCACGCUAG
Leptosomus discolor (cuckoo roller) is the source of this 1473-nucleotide messenger RNA. RefSeq names its product cytochrome P450 2J6. Gene Ontology annotation, biological process: xenobiotic metabolic process. Lineage: Eukaryota; Metazoa; Chordata; Aves; Leptosomiformes; Leptosomidae. The record is from RefSeq and is a predicted model, not a curated record. Gene Ontology annotation, cellular component: intracellular membrane-bounded organelle; cytoplasm. Gene Ontology annotation, molecular function: iron ion binding; oxidoreductase activity, acting on paired donors, with incorporation or reduction of molecular oxygen, reduced flavin or flavoprotein as one donor, and incorporation of one atom of oxygen; heme binding.